This is a messenger RNA of Apus apus (common swift), 6072 nucleotides long. Its product is annotated as myogenesis-regulating glycosidase-like. Bases 267 to 2303 code for a protein of 678 amino acids. Gene Ontology annotation, molecular function: hydrolase activity, hydrolyzing O-glycosyl compounds. The record is from RefSeq and is a predicted model, not a curated record. Lineage: Eukaryota; Metazoa; Chordata; Aves; Apodiformes; Apodidae. Gene Ontology annotation, biological process: carbohydrate metabolic process; skeletal muscle fiber development. The transcript has 2 exons.
CCCGAGACACCCUUGCGGGAUGGAGAGGACAAAGCUGCCGUGGGCGUGGGGAUGUAGCAGCGCUUGUGUUCUGUAUGCUUAGAAGCCAGAGGCAGGCAGCAGGCAGGGAUCCCCGGCAGGCGAUGGAUGGAAACGUGUGCUGCGGGACUGGCUGGAGCUGGGAACUUUCCUAACAGUCUGUUGUCUUCUGCUGAGAGUCCCAGACUUGCUCCAAUAGGAUCUUCCUUCCCAUUCAUCUGCAAAAUUGCUGGUGAAAGCAGAGCACCAUGUACACCUUCCUUCCCGAGAACUUCACGCCAGUGAAGCAGAAGCCGUCCAAGGAGCUGAGGCCCAUGCUCGGGGCCAUCUUGCUGGGCCUCAUCCUCUUCAUUGCUGCCGUGGUGGCCUGGUGCUACUACACGGUGUCCCUGCGGAAGGCGGAGCGGCUCAAGACGGAGCUGAUGGACCUGCGGGCAGACGGCUUCGUCAUCAGGAACCAGCACGGGGAGGUGGUCUUCCGCCUGGCCUUCCGCUCGGGCCGCCUCGACCUGGAGUCGUGCUCCAAGGAGGGCGAGAUCCUGAGCUGCACGCGGUCGGGCAGGGGGCCGCUCAACUUCUUCAUCCAGACGGUGAAGCCCAAGGACACGGUGAUGUGCUACCGCGUGCGCUGGGAGGAGCUGGAGGCCGGCCCGGCAGUGGAGCACACCAUGUUCUGGGAGGACGCCCACUGGUACGGGGGCUCGGAGAUGAGCACCCAGCACUGGCCCAUCCGCCUGGCCGGCUACCAGGAGCCCGUGCCCUACGUGACGAGCGACGUCUACUCCUUCCGCGACAGCUUUGGAGGCAUCCUGGAGCGCUACUGGCUCUCCUCCAAGGCGGCGGCCAUCAAGAUCAACGACUCCGUGCCCUUCCACCUGGGCUUCAACGCCACCCAGCGCGCCCUCUUCUUCCAGGCCCGCUACAAGGACUCUCCCUACAAGCCCCCGCCGGGGCAGCAGCCCUUCCCCGAGCUCAGCUACCGCGUCUGCGUGGGCUCCGACAUCACCUCCAUCCACAAGUACAUGGUGCGCAGGUACUUCAACAAGCCCUCCAAGAUCCCUGCUGAGAACGCCUUCCGGUACCCCAUCUGGUCCACCUGGGCACUCUACAAGAAUGAUAUUGACCAGGAUAAACUCUUGCGAUUCGCAGAAAAGAUCAAGAAGUACCAUUUUAACUGCAGCCACAUUGAAAUUGAUGACAUGUACACACAGGCCUAUGGGGAUUUUGACUUUGAUCCUGUCAAGUUCCCCAACGUGACAGAGAUGUUUGCAAAACUAAGGGAAGAUGGGUUUAAAGUCACACUAUGGACUCACCCUUUCAUAAACUACAAUUCCUCCAAUUUUGGUGUGGGUAUUGAGCGCCAGCUGUUCAUCAAGGAGCCAUCUGGGCGGCUGCCAGCCAUGGUGGAGUGGUGGAACGGCAUCGGGGCCAUCCUGGACUUCACCAACCCUGCAGCCCGCGACUGGUUCCAGAGCCACCUGCGCCAGCUCCGACACAAAUACGGCAUCUCCUCCUUCAAGUUCGAUGCGGGUGAGACCAGCUACCUGCCCAAGCAGUUCAGCACCUUCCGCCCGCUCUCGGACCCCAGCAUCUGGUCACGGCGCUACACGGAGAUGGCCAUUCCCUUCUAUGAGCUGGCCGAGGUGCGGGUGGGCUACCAGUCCCAGAACAUCUCCUGCUUCUUCCGCAUCAUUGACCGCGACUCUGUCUGGGGCUACGAGCUCGGCCUUAAGUCCCUCAUUCCCACUGUGCUCACCAUCAGCAUGCUGGGGUACCCCUUCAUUUCUGCUGACAUGAUUGGGGGGAAUUUUUUCCCCAACAAGACAGAUGGGGCAGUGGAGAUCCCUGACCGGGAGCUGUACGUGCGGUGGUUGGAGCUGUCUGCCUUCAUGCCCUCCAUGCAGUUCUCCAUCCCACCCUGGCUCUAUGACAAGGAGGUGGUGGAGAUUGCACAGAAGUUCACAGAGCUUCACGAGUCGCUGGUGGCCCCACUCCUGCUGGAGCUGGCCGGGGAGGUCACCGACACGGGUGACCCCAUCAUCCGUCCCAUCUGGUGGAUCUCGCCCCGUGACGAGGCUGCUCACAGGAUCGACUCCCAGUUCCUCAUUGGAGACACCCUCAUGGUGGCCCCUGUCCUGGAGAUGGGCAAGCAGGAGCGUGAUGUCUACCUGCCAGCGGGCAAGUGGCGCAGCUACAAGGGGGAGUUGUUUGAGAAGACCCCAGUGCUGCUCACGGACUAUCCCGUCGACCUGGAUGAAGUUGCCUAUUUCCUCUGGGUUUCCUAACAGGGGGCCUCCACCAACUUGGGGAUAACCAUGCCUUACCUAGGACUUUGUAACAAUAAUAAUUCUAAUUGCACAUUUCAUUUGAGAUUGGGGAUAAGGAAGGGAGUUAAAUAGACUUCACUGUCCUUGGGGUAAUUUUUUUAUUAUUAUUAUUUGGAGGAAGGGUACCCUUUUUUUUAAAUUUGGGGCAGGUGGAAGACUCCAGUUGUGUUAGGGUAUGCAGAAUUUUCUCUGUUAAAGUCAGGAAGGAAUUGCCAGUCUGUUUGCAGACACAUAAUAAGCUCAGUACUGGUUCAGUUCCCAUGGAUUUCAAGAGGCUGAGGUUGCUUAUUGGCAGUGGAAACGUUGCUGAUCUUAUGGGAGCACCCAGCACUGGGCCUGGGUGUGGUGAUGUGGGAGGGUUGCUGCUGCACAGUCUGCCUUACAUUUUUCAGUAUGGCAGAUAUAUUUAAAAGGACUUAGUUAAGAGCAGAAAAGAAACUAGUGAGGUAUAUAGAUAUACGAGGAAGGGCCUGGGUCUGUUUAGCCUGGAGAAGACUGAGAGGGGAUCUUAUCAAUAUCUAAAGUUUGAAUGUCAAGAGGAUGAGACCAAACUCUAUUCAGUGGUACCUAUCAAGAGUACAAGGGCAACAGGCAUGAAGUUGAACACAGGAGGUUCCAUCUGAGCAUAAGGAAAAAUUCCUUUACUUUGAGAGAAUGACAGAGCACUGGAACAGGGUGUCCAGAGAGGUUGUGGAGUCACCUUCUUUGGAGAUAUUAAAAACCUGCCUGGAUGCCAUCCUAUGCAACCUGCUCUAGCAGGGGGGUUGGACUAGAUGAUCUCAGAGGUCCCUUCCAACCCCUAACAUUCUGUGCUUCUUUAUACACAUACAUAUUACCUUCUCUCUUUAGUCUAGUGUGGUACUGGGCUAACACUUGCCCCAUGUUCUCACUUCCCCAGGUAUCAGGCAGGCCAUGUUACUACAGAGGCGUCCAGGUGUUUUAUCUGUAUGGGCUGUGCAGCUCUUGCUGAGGCAGCUGCAUCCCACCUCCUCCCUGGUUUAAUGUCCCCUGCAAGGCACUUCCCUGUGUGUUUUAUCCUGGGUGUCAACAUUGCCUUUCCUAGAGUGGCCCCGUUCAUACCAGCAUGUCCCCUUAGUCUUUUUAAUGCCUUUAUGGUGCAGCUUAAUUACAUUAUUUUCUUGCUGGUAUCAUCCCUUUUGGUUUCUAAGGACAGAUGAGCUUUCAGGCUUGUUGCUGGCCGAGAGACUGCCUAGAGCAAAGCCCUUCUCAAGAAGUACGUGCAGAGCUUCCCCGGGAACAGCCAGUACCCAGCAAGCAGCACGUGUCUGGGAUUGACCGUGACGUUUGCUGCUGGCCAGCUUGCCAGUGGGUGGACACCACCAGCUGUUGCAUGGAGGGGUCUGUGCCAGAGGCUGUUCUCAUUGCAGCCGCAGAAAUGUUCUCAUCUACCAUGAAAUAAGAUAAUAUCCAUCCCCAUGUCACGUCGCGGUUAGAGGUGAUGAUUUUGUUGAGGGUUCCUCUGAAGCAGCCCUCCUCUCUCCUCAGGAGAAUUAGGGGCCUUCUUCAGGCAGCGCUUGUGGUGCUGGAGGUGGGGUUGCUGUGGAAGGCUUCUGGAGGGGACACUGCAUGACAUGGGCCUGCACCCCAAGUCCCCAGCAGCCAGGGUAGAGCUGCAGGGAUGCCCCUUUCCCAGCUUUCCCAUUUGGUUUUGUAUGGAAAGAUGCAUUCACAGAGAGCCAUGGACAAUCUCUCACUCUGGGACAGAGCAAACAGGACUGAAGUCUGGCAGCCCCCCUUCCCAGGGGGGGACAUUCCUGGCUGUGCCCUGGUUGGGAGCAUGUUUCAGCCCUGAAUUUUUAAUGAGCACCUGCAGAGCUGAACUGCAUUGGCUAGGAAGGUUUGGGACACCCUGCCCAGGCCAGCCCAAGGGACCUCAACAUCUGUAGGGCUUCCCAUAGGAUUGUGUCUGGGCUGAGUAACGGUCUGGCACGAGUCUGCCAGCUGUGGAGAUGGAGCUGUUUUGGGUAGGGUUGGCUAUCAGUGAAGAUCUUUCUCACAGCCCACCUCCUGCUCUGGGUAUUGCAGGAGGCAGAAAAGAUGUGCUAGACCUGGGGGUUAUGAUUGGGUCCAUGAGUAGAAAUGUAGAUGUUUGGGAGAAAAUCAGAAGUGCCUUUAUAGUCAGGAAGUGAGGAAGUCCAGUUUGAGGGGUUCUUUGGAGCAUCCCUUGUGGUCUGAAUCUGCCUUGCAUAAAUUGGUGUUUUGUGCUUAAAGUGAGACCUAUAGGUCCCUGCCCAGCAGGAGGACAAGUAUGUCCCAAAGCCAGUUUCUUGUGGCUUUUAGAUACAAAGGGUGGUUUGGUUCCUGCCACCAGUGUGAAUAGUGGUUGUGUUACAAGUUACAGGCACCUUCUGGCAAGGAGUUAAUCCUGGAGCCCCAGUGUCAGUCACCAGGGCACUGGCAGGAUUUGGCCUUUUGACUAGAGGGUGGGAGUUAAGAUGGAGGAGCUCCUGGACACAAGUCUGACCACCGCCUGCAAAGAGGAUUGGGUGUGAAGUGGGCUUCUCCAGCCCCCUCUGAGGGCUCCAGCUCUUUCAGCCUUUGCCUGUGAAAUACUUGUCCUCUCUUGGUAUAGGAUUCAUUGCAUGGAGGAGACAUUGCUGCACAGCUCAGCUGCCAGCGAAGAUGAGGGACCUUGGGCACAGGACUUCAUGGGAAGGAUCCCAUCGCAACGGGGGGAUGUUGCAUGUCUUCUCCUCCCUGUCUCUGCUGAGCCACUUGUCGCAUCCCUCACUAGGAAGGGUGAGGCUACAUGCAGAGGAACACGGUGGUCCCUUUAGUAUCCUUUUACUAUGAAAAUGGUGGGAAGAGCCAGAUCAGUGCCUUCAAUCCCUUUGCAGUGGUUUUGGGUGGUUUCAGAAAGGUCAUAGAGGAAAUUCCCUGUUAGACACACGAUCCUCCUUCCCCUCCCCUUGUAAGAAAAUAAUGUUAUUAUCAAAGUUUUAAUUUUCUUUUUAUUUAACCAUGGGAAUAAAUGGAUGAGAUUAUUGAGUCCCCUUAUUUUUAUAAAUGCUGUAGUUAGGGUGUACGGAGCCAGGUCUAUUCAGUGCUCCAGGAAGGAGAAGGAUAAAGCUGUUGGGAGGGUGUGAAGGAUGAUGCUGAAGAGCAGUUCCAUAUGUUCAGCUUUCUGUGGGUCCAUGGCACCAAGCCUUUCUUCCAUGUCAGGAACAGGCUCGGCAGUGCUGCCUCAAGCUAUUUCAAAGGCUUCUAGGUGCCACUUCCAUCCAACCUUUUAACAGAACCACUAUUUUGUAACACUAUGUUAUAGCCCUUCAGGUCUCAAAGACCUCUGUUACCUCGCAGACCACAAGCACCCUGUACACCAACACCUUCGUAACUGCUAACUGGGGAAACUUCUCCAAUUUACACCAUGGGUCACUGGCCACAACAGGGUUUAGUUUGACUUAUCCAAGAAGAAGCCCUGAAAGAAGUUUCUAGGUUGGGUUCUGCCUUUUCCACCCCAGUCAGUGGUGGAUUGUGUCUGAACAGCAAGUAAACAUGUUGCCUGUGCAAUUGAAUUUUGAAGCUUGCACUGUCUUGUGUCAGGUUUUCUGGAUGCUUGUGUUUGCACUUCUCCUCCUAUGUCGGACUGUAAUGCUGGUGGAUUUGUUUUUAACCACUUUUCUAAUUCUUAAUUGUUAUGAAAAUUGUUAUGAAAAUAACUGUAUCAUGAAUUGCCUUGAUUGUUAUAAAACUUUGGAAAACAAAA